Cladophialophora yegresii CBS 114405 is the source of this 1086-nucleotide messenger RNA. RefSeq names its product oxidoreductase. The transcript is spliced from 2 exons. The record is from RefSeq and is a predicted model, not a curated record. Gene Ontology annotation, molecular function: nucleotide binding. NCBI's taxonomy places the organism in Eukaryota, Fungi, Ascomycota, Eurotiomycetes, Chaetothyriales, Herpotrichiellaceae. The coding region runs from base 1 to 1086 and encodes 361 amino acids.
AUGGCAGGCGGCAAAUACAACGUCGGCAUCAUCGGAUAUGGCUUGAGCGCAAAGAUCUUUCACAUUCCCUUUGUCAACGCUGUGUCCGACUUCAACCUCUACGCGAUCGUGCAGAGAAGUCCCAAGCCAGACGAUGAUGCCAGCAAAGACUGGUCGAACGUCAAGCUCUAUCAUUCUGCCGAGGACUUGGUCCAGGACGAGCAUGUGCAUGUCGUCGUUGUGACCACGGCCCCGGAGUCACAUCUACAGUUGGCCAAGCUGGCCCUGUCGGCAAGGAAGCACGUCGUGGUCGAGAAACCCUUCACACCCACCUCCGCCGAGGCUCAGGAACUGGUCGACCUGGCCAAGUCCCAGGACCGAGUCCUCACUGUGUACCAGAACCGACGGUGGGACUCUGACUUCUUGACCCUGAAGAAGUACAUCGACGACGGAACUUUGGGCCGUAUAGUCGAGUUCGAAACGCAUUUCGAUCGACACCGGCCUGAGGCGCCGACCGGCACGUGGAAGGCAUAUCACGCUCCCGGCACAGGCGCCGUCUAUGAUCUGGGAACUCACCUGAUGGAUCAGGUCGUCCAUCUAUUCGGAAUGCCCGAGCGGGUCACCGGGUUUGUCGGCUCGCAGCGAGAGGUCAACCCCACUGGGUUGGAGGACUCUUGUACAGUGCUCCUACACUACGACGCCCGCAAACUACUGGUCACGGUUAAAGCCGGCGUCGUCAGUCCCGAGGUGAACCAGUUGCGGUUCUGGGUUCGAGGCGAGAAAGGCUCCUUUAGGAAGUUCCAUCUCGACCCGCAGGAGGAUCAGUUGAGGAAGGAAGGGCUCCGGCCGGGUGAUCAGGAGUACGGCGUCGAGAGCGAGGAUCAUCAUGGCGUGUUGAACCUCGACAAGGGCGACGGAAAGAUUGUCAGCGAGGUCGCUCCGACUGUCGAGCCGCCUACCUAUGUGGAGUAUUAUCGGCGGCUGGCGGUGGCGUUGGAUGGUGAUGCGUCCGAGGUUCCUGUCCCUCCGGAAGACGCUGUCGGUGUGAUUCGACUGGUUGAGCUCGCCCGGGAGAGUUCGAGGUUAGGGCAGACGCUGACGGUAUAG